Messenger RNA from Haemonchus placei, 645 nucleotides. NCBI's taxonomy places the organism in Eukaryota, Metazoa, Nematoda, Chromadorea, Rhabditida, Trichostrongylidae. The record is from the annotation of a GenBank genome assembly.
AUGGGAAUUAUUCAAACCGAGAGGGUUCCCAUGGUUAAAGGCUAUUUCAAGGGUAUCGUUGGUACGACAUCAUCCGGUAAGACCUCUUUGGUCCAUCGAUAUCUCACGGGAACCUUUACGGCAGAAGAGAGUCCAGAAGGUGGUCGCUUCAAAAAGGAGGUGUUUAUUGACGGUCUCAGCCAUUUACUACUGAUUCGAGACGAAGGAAGUGCUUCGCCGGAUGUUCAGUUUUCCUUGUGGGCCGACGCAGUGAUUUUUGUGUACAGUGUCGACAACCAGGAUAGUUUCGAACGAGUUCGGCAUUUCUACAGUCAUAUGAACAAAUUUCGAAACGUUGCCGAUAUGCCAGUGUUGUUAGUCGGUACAAAGGAUACUCUUUCGGAGAAGAAUCCGCGAGUGAUUAGCGAAGAGGAGGGCAAGCAGAUGGCAAACCAUCUGAAGCGUUGCGCUUACUAUGAGACGUGUGCGACGUAUGGGUUGAAUGUCGAACGAGUGUUCAAGGAUGGUAAGUUUUUUUUUGAUGAUUGGGGUGACUUUGAAAGCCACUCAGAAGGGGCGUAUAGCUUGAACUUAAAUGUAAAGGAGCGGAGUUUCGAGUCAUGUCGAGUUAGAAGCCAUCAGAAGAAUGAAGUAAAGAAAAGGUGA